UUCCGUUGUAUUUUGUACUGAAGGAGUUUUGGGGUUCUGUCAUUUGUUCAAAGUCCGCGUCUGCUCGCCAUACGUUAUAAGAAAUGGAUAUUUGCUUGACAUCCGCUCUGUACUAUUUAAUAGCAGCUUUCUUAGUCGUUCAGUUGCUGCGUUUUAUUUUGGCGGACGCUGACCUCAUUCUUCUCUGGGCGCUUCUGGUUGGACACAGACCAGAGACCAAGCUGAAAGGCCUGGUGGUGUGGAUCACCGGAGCCUCCAGUGGCAUUGGAGAGGAGUUGGCUUACCAGCUGGCUCAAUGUGGGUCACGCCUCAUCUUGUCUGCUCGCACUGUGGACAAGCUAAACAAGGUGAAACGCAACUGUUUAGAGCGCUCUGACCUCCAAGAUGAGGACAUCCUUGUUCUUCCGCUUGACUUAUUGGAGAGGACGUCUCAUGAGGCGAAAACAAAGGCUGCCAUCCAAUACUUUAAAAAUAUUGAUAUCCUAAUUAACAAUGGCGGCCGGACCCAGCGGUCCCUGUUCUUGGAGGCCAGUGUUGAUGUGUACCAGGCUUUGAUGGACCUAAACUUCUUGGGUACAGUCUCCCUCACCAAGCAGGUUCUGCCCCACAUGACAAAACGUGGUAGUGGGGGCAUUGUGACUGUCAGCAGCAUAGCUGGCUUGGCUGGGCUGCCCCUGCAAACAGGAUACUGCGCCAGCAAGCAUGCUAUUCAGGGCUUAUUUAAUGCCCUUCGGGGCGAGCUGGCUGAGUAUCCAAAAAUACUCAUCAGCACAGUGUGUCCAGGCCCUGUGCAAUCGCAGAUCAUCCACAAUGCCUUCACAGAGGAUGUGAACAAGCCUAUAGCCUCAGUUGCCAGCCAGGAAUCCAAAAUGGAGACAAGUCGCUGUGUGCGUUUAAUGCUGGUGGGAAUUGCAAACGGCAUCAAGGAGAUGUGGAUCGCGCCGCAGCCCUUCCUUUUGUUUGUGUACAUGUGGCAGUAUGCUCCUAUGUGUGCCUGUUUCAUCACAAAGGUUUUGGGCAGAAGAAGGGUACAGAAUUUCAAAGCUGGUCUGGAUGCAGACUCAGUAUACUUGAUGAGGCCAAAGAUCUCCUGAAUGUCACACCAUGAAGAGGAAACGUGUCUCUACAUUUGAGUAGUUUGCUUGUCGUGGUAGUUUGUUUAGUGAUAUCAAUCAAUUUUAUUUAUAUAGCGCCAAAUCACAACAAACAGUUGCCCCAAGGCGCUUUAUAUUGUAAGGCAAGGCCAUACAAUAAUUACGUAAAAACCC
Messenger RNA from Thalassophryne amazonica, 1268 nucleotides. It is a transcript of the gene dhrs7, whose product is annotated as dehydrogenase/reductase (SDR family) member 7. The transcript is spliced from 7 exons. The record is from RefSeq and is a predicted model, not a curated record. Lineage: Eukaryota; Metazoa; Chordata; Actinopteri; Batrachoidiformes; Batrachoididae. Bases 84 to 1094 code for a protein of 336 amino acids. Gene Ontology annotation, molecular function: oxidoreductase activity.